AUGUUUAAGUCGGCCAUGUCCACUUUGCUGGUCACCUUCGGGGAGAUCCGUUGUUGGAAAGGGGCGUUCCAUGCCCAUCAGUUCCGGUAUGGAAGUGGUAAAGUGAUCAACGAGAGCGAGUGGGUGAGCAAGGGACAACACAUGUUGAUCAUGAAGCACGCCAGCCCCCGGACCUUUCUUGACCACUAUCAUCCUCUACAACUCGACACCAAUAUAAUCCAGGUUAUCUAUAACCUCAACCCUAAUGAAGGGCUAAUACAAGCCAGAGCGCAAAUUGAGGAUCACCCCAAGUUAGAAGAUGCCCGGUGCAGUCUCAGCCAGAUCCGUGCGCAAUACGCGAAGACUCAACAGCCCGCCCUGCUACCUCGGACCCAGCAAAGGGAAAAAGAGGUGAGAAACACGCGAAAACGGUUGCACAGGAGCUUGAGGUAUCAAAUCCGAGAGAAUUUUGAUGAAGAACAAGCAUUUCUUGACAUUGAGGCGCUGCUGUCUGGUACAUUGGUCAAGGAAGAGAUUGAGGGUGGGUCAUCCUUGGAGGACACUAUGCACCCGCUUCAGUUGCAUCUAGUGCAGAGUCUUCUUUCCUACCCAAUCUCCAACUCGUCAGAGGAUGAGUGGAAUCGGCGCGAUAUGGGUGCUGCAGCCGUCGUGCAGUAUUGUGACGUCCUUGAAGGAAGCCCGUUAAGGGGCUGGCCUAAGCGGAAGGUCUCUGAAUCCACCACGUCGGCUAUUCCCAUACACCAGCCGCAGGAUGCAGGGAAGACCCAAAAUGUUUCCAACUCAUGUGAGGGACUUGUUUCUGUGGCUGGCAAGCCAUCGCGUACUACUAAAGAAUAUCUCGAGAAUCCUGAGAAGCCAGAGGCUUGCUUUCAAUGCUUUGCAAAUACGGGGCUCCGUGACCAUGUUCGCUUCCAGAUGUAUCAUAAAGCUGGGUGUGUUACGCACCACUUUUGA
Arthroderma uncinatum is the source of this 954-nucleotide messenger RNA. RefSeq names its product C2H2 finger domain protein. The record is from RefSeq and is a predicted model, not a curated record. The coding region runs from base 1 to 954 and encodes 317 amino acids. The transcript has 3 exons. Lineage: Eukaryota; Fungi; Ascomycota; Eurotiomycetes; Onygenales; Arthrodermataceae.